UUGCCGACCAACCAACCAUGUUAACAUUCAAGAGAUUUUCAUCCCAUGCCACAUUAAGUAAGACCCCAUUACACUCCAGUCAUAUCAAAUAUGGGGGGAAAUUGGUGCCAUACGCUGGAUACGAAAUGCCGGUAUUGUAUAAGGGACUUAGUCACAUCGAAUCCCAUAAUUGGGUUAGAAAUAAUUGUGGCUUAUUUGAUGUAAGUCAUAUGUUACAACAUCAAAUUCAAGGUAAGGAAUCGGUUGAUUUAUUGCAGAAAAUCACUCCAAUUGAUUUAUCAAGACUAGCACCCUAUAGUUCGAGUUUAUCAGUAUUGCUUAAUGAAAAUGGAGGGGUUAUCGAUGAUUGUAUUAUAACCAAACAUGCUGAUGAUAAAUAUUAUAUGGUGACUAAUGCCGGGUGUCGUGAAAAAGAUGUUGCAUUUAUAACAAAGGAAUUAUCAAAUUUCAAUAACGUUAAACAUGAAACAUUUGAAGGUACCUUAUUAGCAAUUCAAGGUCCCAAAGCAUAUCAGAUUUUGCAACAAUACACUAAAGCCAAUUUGAAGGCGAUUUUCUUUGGUCAAACUCAAUUCAUUAACUUACUAGAUAUCGAUUCCGAUAUUCAUUUAUCUAGAACUGGGUACACUGGGGAAGAUGGGUUUGAACUUUCAAUUCCUUCCUCCAAUGACAAGGAAACCCAACAAGCCCGAGAAUUCUUUGAAAGAUUAAUCGAAGAGUCCCCAGAUACCGUGCAACCAAUUGGUUUGGCUGCUAGAGACUCCUUGAGAUUAGAAGCUGGAAUGUGUCUCUACGGUAAUGAGUUAACUGAAGAAAUCACCCCGGUCCAAGCCUCUUUAUCCUGGUUGAUCCCUCAAUCCAGAAGAGACGCUUCCACCACAAAAUUCAAUGGUAGUGAUAAGAUCUUAUCCCAAUUGAACGAUAAAAAAUCGGUCCGUACUCGUAGAAUUGGCCUCACUUCAAAAGGUCCUUCUCCAAGAACCGGUAAUGCAAUCUACGAUAAAGACGGUAAGGAACAAAUUGGCUACAUCACCUCCGGUAGUCCAUCCCCAAGCAUUGGGGGAAACGUAGCCCAGGCUUAUAUCGAUAAGAAGGCCAAAAUCGGCUCGGACGUCAAGGUUGAAAUAAGAGGUAAGUUAAGAGACGGCGUGGUGACUAAAUUACCUUUUGUACCAAGCAACUUCUAUAAACCAAACUAGCCUCCCGAUAUAAUAUAUAUAGAUAUAUAUAAUACAAUAAUGAUACGG
Molecule: messenger RNA, 1247 nt
Organism: Hyphopichia burtonii NRRL Y-1933
Lineage: Eukaryota; Fungi; Ascomycota; Pichiomycetes; Serinales; Debaryomycetaceae
Gene: GCV1
Product: glycine decarboxylase subunit T
Exons: 1
Coding region: 18-1199 (393 amino acids)
Biological process (GO): glycine catabolic process
Cellular component (GO): mitochondrion
Molecular function (GO): protein binding; aminomethyltransferase activity
Source: RefSeq, a predicted model, not a curated record